This is a messenger RNA of Pyricularia grisea, 1203 nucleotides long. RefSeq lists its product as uncharacterized. Lineage: Eukaryota; Fungi; Ascomycota; Sordariomycetes; Magnaporthales; Pyriculariaceae. The record is from RefSeq and is a predicted model, not a curated record. The transcript is spliced from 4 exons. The coding region runs from base 1 to 1203 and encodes 400 amino acids.
AUGGGUGCUGCCGAUGACGAUUUUGCCGAUCGGAUCAAGGUCCAGGGCUGGUCUAUGUAUGCAGUAGCAUUGGUGUUCAUAGGACUGCGCAUGUAUGCGAGCAUCACAAAGCUUGGCUGGAGGCACCUGCGUCUUGAUGACAUAUUGAUGGUUCCCGCCCUGGCUUUGUAUACAGGACUCAUCGUGGGAUUAAACGCCGUAGCAAGAGGAGGCUCGAUUCCGUAUCCACCAGACGCCGCUGGCCCUCUGACCGACGACGACAUUCAGCUUCGCAUCAUAGGAUCCAAGAUCGCCAUCGUCAACGAACAAUGCAUGCUCAACCUCCUUUACAUCCUCAAAUGCUGCAUGUUAGUUCUAUACACGCGCCUCACCCUCGGAACCAACUCCCAGCGUCUGGUCCGGAUGCUGUCCGUGUACGUGGCGCUCUGCUGGAUGUCGACCCAGGUGACCUUCUUCAGCCACUGCCGGCCCUUUUCGGACAUGUACACGUUCCCUCCGUCGUCGCGGAACUGCGCCACGUUUGAGCAUUACGAAGUGGUCCAGGGCGUCCUCAACAUCACGUCCGACUUUUUGAUGCUCUGCGUCCCGAUCCCGCUCGUCAUCCGCGUGCACAUGCCCUGGCGCCAAAAGGCCAUGCUGCUCGUCGUGUUCUCGACGGGCAAGUUUGUCAUCAUCGCCGCCAUCUUGACAAAGUACGAAGACCUCACCACCGACUGGAACCCGCAGUACAUAAUUUGGUACAUAGUCGAGACCAGCGCCGCCGUCUACGUCGCAAACAUGCCCAUCAUCUGGCCCUUGCUCUUGCAGUGGGGCCACGGACUUGGGCAAAAGUCAAAGUUGAUGAGGGAGAGCGACGAGCCCGUGUUGGGCGCGCCAGCGUUUGCCAUGCCUGUGUUUGGCGGUAGUGCUGGUGGUCUCGACGGUGCUGAGAGCUUUGUCGGGAGCGCCGAGGGUCGCAAUCCGGUCAACAGGCGCCACAGCGAUGAAGAGUCCGAGAUCGACAUACAUGCAGCCCUCGAGUCUAUCCCGGAAUUUCUGCCGCCGCCGCAGAGGUCAUAUAUAGCGCCGAAACGCUGCCUCGGGGGUAUUUCCACUCCGGUCCUGGCCUCUGAAAGCAGGAGAGAGGGCGGCAGCGGGAAUGGGACUGGCGCGAUGGGAACCCGUACAGAUUUCAGCCGUUGGCCGAAGCUAGCGAGUAAAUAA